Molecule: messenger RNA, 1719 nt
Organism: Psilocybe cubensis
Lineage: Eukaryota; Fungi; Basidiomycota; Agaricomycetes; Agaricales; Agrocybaceae
Exons: 5
Coding region: 1-1719 (572 amino acids)
Biological process (GO): mRNA processing
Cellular component (GO): nuclear speck; U2AF complex; nucleus
Molecular function (GO): poly-pyrimidine tract binding; pre-mRNA 3'-splice site binding
Source: RefSeq, a predicted model, not a curated record
AUGGGCGACGAAUAUCAACGAAGCAAUGGCCGCGGUGAAGACAGGUACCGCUCCACCCGUGACGAUCGCGGGGGCCACCGUAUUGGGGGCGACCGCGGCGACCGCGACUACAGAGGGGGAGGCGACAGAUACGGCGACAGGGAUCGUGGCGGCCGGAGAGGCGGUGACAGGGACCGUGGUGACAGAUAUGGCGGUCGUGGGGGACGCGAAGACGACCACGGGGGGAGACCCUCGAGGCACGAUGAUGACCGACGACGUGACUAUCGAAGUGCCCGGGACGAAGACUAUGGCCCACCCCGUGGCGGUCAUGGCAGAGAUGACGGUCCCCCUCGUGGUGAGCGGCGUGGAAGGGGGAAGGGUAGAGACGGCAUGGGCACACCUGAAAGAAGGUCACCGACCCCCGAAGGUGCCGUCCCUCUGUCACAGAGGAAACGCAAGGCUUCAGGUUGGGAUGUCCAUGCCCCCGGAUAUGAGCAGUACACCGCUAUGCAAGCCAAACAAACCGGUCUGUUCAACCUUCCCGGCGCUAACCGCACUCAGAUUCCUCCUAUCCUCGGGAUUGCUGGUCUUCCUCCACCGAUGCCUGUCCAGACAUUCGGCAUGGGAAUUGGCGCCAACCCUAACUUGUCUCGACAAUCUCGUCGUCUCUACAUUGGCAGCAUUACCCCUGAUGUCAACGAGCAAAACCUUGCAGAUUUCUUCAAUUCCAAGAUGAUUGAAAUGAGCAUUGGUACGGGUGGACCUGGAAACCCCGUUCUCGCCGUCCAGUGUAACUACGAAAAGAACUAUGCAUUUGUCGAGUUCCGAAGUGCGGAAGAUGCAACUGCAGCUAUGGCCUUUGAUGGAAUCAUUUUCAUCAAUGGACCCCUCAAAAUUCGCCGUCCCAAAGACUACGGCGGCAUGGAAAUGGCAUCCCCCGGUGUCCAUGUUCCAGGUGUUGUGUCUACUAACGUCCCUGACUCUAUUAACAAAGUAUUCGUGGGCGGCCUCCCGACCUACCUCAAUGAAGAAAACGUUAUGGAACUUCUUAAGAGUUUCGGCGAACUAAAAGCAUUCAACCUCGUCCGAGAAAACGGAACUGGUGCAUCCAAGGGCUUUGCCUUCUUUGAGUACGUCGACGCUGGCGUUACUGACGUCGCAAUCCAGAGCUUGAACGGAAUGGAACUUGGCGAUCGAUACCUCGUCGUUCAGCGUGCCUCAGUGGGCGCUAAACCUGGUACGCCAGGUCUCAUGCCCAACCCCAACUUGCCCUACGACCAGUUCGAGAUUCCUCGACCUAUCAUGCCAGCCGGCAAGGACCCAACAACCGAUGCCCGCAUCUUGCUGAUGUUGAACAUGGUCACGAACGACGACCUCGUCGACGACUCGGACUACGGUGAUCUCUACGAAGACGUAAAGGAGGAAUGCGCCAACUACGGAGAGGUGGAGGAUCUGAGAAUUCCUCGGCCUGUCAAGAAGGACAAAUCUAAAUGGGGCGAGUCAGGUAUCACCGCGCAGGACGCUGCCCGCUUGGAUGAAGCUGCGGGUGUUGGCCGUGUGUAUGUUAAGUAUGCCAAACCUGAGGAUGCCUCCAAGGCGUUGAACGCCUUGGCUGGAAGGUCCUUUGCCGGCAGGUCUAUUAUCGCUACCCUUCUCAGCGAGGAUAGUCAAACAACUCCGCCCUUACAUCUGAUUUUCGCUCCUCAGCCUGAUGCCCCACCGCCGCUCCCAACAUCCUAA